AUGAAAUUCACCACCAUUACAGCUAUUGCCGUUGCUUUGACCACUGUCAAUGCUUUCUCUAUUAACCGCCGUGCGACCUCUACAUGUGGGGAAGACCUCGACGCUAUGGACAACCAAUUCGAUGUGUUGGAUAAGCUUUCAAGAUCCUGGACUCCAUCUAUUGGUGGAUAUCUAGGAGCUCUAAAAGCGCAACAAGAAGCUAGCAAGUUGCAAAGUAUUGUUGUUAGUGCUACAAAGUCAUGCCACUAUUCAAGCCCUCCUUCGGAAGAAGAGACUGAACAUGCUAUGCGUCAGCUAGAUGAUAUGAUUCCAAGAAUGGAAUCAUAUCUGGAUCAUAUUGCUGCGCAGAAAGCUCAAUAUGAUUCGGUGCUUCUCGUCAGCCCACUUGUCAAGAACAAUCUAAAAAGCAUGCACGCCAAGACAAAUGAACUCAAAAAGGUUGUCCUCAACUCUACGCCAGAAGCCCAUUACGAUAAGAUGGCAGGUUAUUUCAACCAGAUCGAUGACGCUUACGGUCGUGUAUAUGGCGUUUACGGCCACUAG
Molecule: messenger RNA, 543 nt
Organism: Lichtheimia ornata
Lineage: Eukaryota; Fungi; Mucoromycota; Mucoromycetes; Mucorales; Lichtheimiaceae
Exons: 2
Coding region: 1-543 (180 amino acids)
Cellular component (GO): extracellular region
Source: RefSeq, a predicted model, not a curated record